AUGAAUCCCCCCUUUCCAGACGCCCAGCUCGGGAUCACCCGAAUUGUGAUCCUCUUAAUCCUGAUCCAGGCUUUCCUAGCCGGUGGGAAGCUCCUCAUGCACGCACAGGACGACGAUUUUCCUCUCACCGAUGCCGCCAGCAACAAGCUCCACGCCAGGUUCUUAUCUCUCAUUACUGCCAUCCCUCCCAAGCUCACUUACGAUGGAGCCACGGAUCCAUACUUCCGGGGCCAGGCCAUUGUUGACACCUUGUUCCUCCUGGAAUCCAAUUUCUCGCUGGUUCUCAACCUCUACUUUUAUAACGUCGAGUACUGCGGCCCAAACUUUAGCCCCGACUUUGGUGGCACUGGCAGCAAGCUUCGUGCUGGAUUCACGGCUCUCCUGCCGGAUCUCCGAGGUCUCAUGAACUUGAGCUAUGGAGCGGCCUAUGUCGCCCAAGGACAGUUCCAAGCCGGAUACUACAUCAAGGGCAUGAACUUGAGAGGAUCUAAUGGAUCGUGCUCGUCUCUCCGGGUGGAAAAUUCCACGGAUCAUAUUGGCUACUGCUACGACUACGAAGACACGCGACUGAGUUACAGUGUUUUCGACAGGCUCUACCCGGGUUGCCGGAUUCAAUCUGCUACAAAGGCCGAGUACGUGCUGGAGAUGCGAGAGGACUGCAACGCUGUGUUUAGCGACACCACUACCAACGAGGUUUUGUGGCAGUCGAAAACGAAGGGAAGCGGAAGGGACUGCGAGCUUGUUCUUGAAAAGACGGCGACGCUAGCUGUGUAUGAUCGAAACGGAACUGUCUUGGCGAGGUUUGGGACGAACAACUCCACGAAUGCGUCCUUGUUUGCGGUCCAGGGAGAUAGAAACAUGGUGAUCUAUGCCAUCAGCAACAUGAAGACUCCAAAGGCGCCAAAUGGUACCAGCUCUGUUUCGCAGCCUUCGUUUAGCUCCAAGUCGAGGCGAGGGAUUCGAACGAUUGCAGUCUCCGUAGGAGCAUCUCUCGUUGGAGUGGCACUGGUGAUUUUGUGUGUUGUGCUGAUUUUGCGAAAGAAAAGAAAUCGUAAAGCUAGCCGGGAAGCGUUGAGCUGGCUACCACCCGGUUCCAAGGCCAGGAAAUACUCGUACGAAGAGCUCCAAGAGGCUACCAAAGGAUUUCACAAGGACAACAUGGUAGGCAGAGGCGGAUUUGCGAGUGUGUACAAGGGAGUUAUAGACAAUCACUUUGUUGCUGUCAAAUACUUGACUAGCUCCGACUUGUCAGACAAGGCAAGGCGGGAUUUCGAGAACGAGGUGUCUACGAUUUGCCUCCUCCAGCACAAGAAUGUUGUCAAGCUUUUUGGUUUCUGCUCUGAGAAAGAGCACAAGCUCAUCGUCUGCGAGUUCAUCGAGAAUGGAAACCUAUCGGACGCUUUGUUUAGGUCUCCAGACAAAGGUUUGGAGCUAAAUUGGACAGCCAGAUACAACAUCUGUGUGGGAGUUGCGCAAGGUCUGGCAUACUUGCACGGAGAAACAUCACAGGCAACCAUCGUGCACAGAGACAUCAAGGCCCUCAACAUCCUUCUAGCAAGCAAUCUCGAGGCAAAGAUCUCGGACUUCGGCCUGGCAAGACUGAUCCAGGAAGAUCGGAGCUAUAUCAGCACACGAGCCGCAGGAACAGUUGGCUAUCUAGCUCCAGAGUACGCUCUCUCCGGCCAGCUCACCGAGAAGGCCGAUGUCUACUCGUUUGGGAUCCUUGUCCUGGAGAUCUUGAGUGGAAGGAUAAACAUGGAUUUCACACUCUUGGAUGGCGAUUACUUCCUUCUCGAACGGGCGUGGAAUGUCUUUCAGAGCGGCCACCUCCGGGAGAUGAUUGACAAGCGACUGGAUGUGGGCGAAGAGCGAGAUAUUCAUGAGAUGGAGCGCGUGUUCUUGGUGGCUCUCCACUGCACGCAAGCCGGCGGCAGCAAGCGCCCGUCGAUGUUUAGAGUGGUGGGAAUGCUCAUGGGAGACAUGGAAAUCGGUGGCACCAUCUGCAGGCCUGGCUUCCUCGUUGAUCUGAGGCAAAACCUCGAGCAGUCCAAAUCUUUGACCAAAACUUGACACGUUUGCGUUAUUUAACUGAAGUGGUACUUUUGACUGUGUCCAAA
This is a messenger RNA of Selaginella moellendorffii, 2117 nucleotides long. RefSeq names its product probable LRR receptor-like serine/threonine-protein kinase At1g56140. Gene Ontology annotation, molecular function: ATP binding; protein kinase activity. Bases 1 to 2070 code for a protein of 689 amino acids. The record is from RefSeq and is a predicted model, not a curated record. The transcript has 6 exons. Gene Ontology annotation, biological process: protein phosphorylation. NCBI's taxonomy places the organism in Eukaryota, Viridiplantae, Streptophyta, Lycopodiopsida, Selaginellales, Selaginellaceae.